Molecule: messenger RNA, 2737 nt
Organism: Durio zibethinus
Lineage: Eukaryota; Viridiplantae; Streptophyta; Magnoliopsida; Malvales; Malvaceae
Product: ARID/BRIGHT AND ELM2 DNA-binding domain-containing protein
Molecular function (GO): DNA binding
Source: RefSeq, a predicted model, not a curated record
UUUCUUUUCUAUUCUCUCUAUUUGUUUUUCUUUUAUUAGUAUAGAAUUUGACAAAAACCCCCAAAAUUGUAUUAAAAUCUUUGGAUUUUUCAGCGAGGGUCUGUUUGUGUUCAAAACUUGUAGUUUAGUCCCUCAAAAACUCUAUUCUUUUCUCUCUCUCUAUCUGCAAUUAAGAGGGAGAGGGAGAGGGAGAGAGAAAGCGCGGGAGAAAAGGAAAAUUUUUUCAUGGAAAGCCAAAGCCAAACCCAAAAAAAUGGAAAUCUCACUCAAAACCCUAGAUUAGUCAUUUUCCCGCCAAAAAUUCCAUUCUAACAUGCAAGACCCAGAUGUUUAAUCGUUGCUCUUUAUUCUUAUUUAAUACUAAGUAAUUCUAUUAUGCCUUUUGAAUUAUGGUCCCAAUUUUUUUUAUUUGUUUUGUCGAAGAAUGAAAGAUUAUACAUAGAACUAUUUGUUUUUAGGGUUUGAAUUGGAAAUCCAUGGCAGGGUGGUCGAUGAGAGGUGAUGGGUCUUCACUAGAUUGCGCAAAAACCACAGAAAAGCUUGAGUCUUUGAGCUCUUGGAUCGAUCUCGAGCCCUUUCGAGAAGGGUCUUUUUUGAAAUCUGAACCUGAUAAGCUUAGGUUAUGGUUUAACAAGUUUCUUGGGUCGUUUUUAAAAGAGAUCUGUGCCAAAGGAGGUUUUUGGCCUCUUCCUCCAAUGCUUGGAGAUGGUCGGCCUGUGGAUUUGUUUAAGCUUUUCUUGGUUGUAAGAGAGAAAGGUGGCUACAAUGCUGUUUCAGAAAGUGGCUUAUGGGACUUGGUUGCAAAAGAUUCCGGGUUGGGUUUAAAUGUAACUUCAUCAGUUAAGUUGGUUUAUGUUAAGUACUUAGUUUCACUAGAGAGAUGGUUGGAAAGAAUUGUUCAAAGUGAGGACUCAAAGAGCGAAUCGAACUGUAGCGGUCAGUUGAUGGAGUUGGGAGCUGAGCUUAAAGGGUUUUUAUUGGAAUCAAAGAAGAAAGUUAUGGAGUAUUCUCAAGUGGAAGAGAGUGUAGUAGCAGGGUUGGAUGGAGGAGAGAAAUGUGUAAAAGAUGAAGAAUCUAUGCAUAUUGAUUUAACAAAGAGGGUUUUGGAUUAUGAUGAAGUUGAAAAGUUGCGGAAUGAUGAUGAUCUAAAGAGCAUGGUGGCAGAUUCAGAUGGUGACAAGAAGUGCAUUUAUGUCGAUGAAUAUGAAGGUACGCCUUCAGAUAUGGCAAAAAGUGUAGUCAACUCAAUGUGUAAUGAGGAUGAGGAUUGCGUUGAAUGUAAAAAAUGCUCAGACAGUGAUGAUGAUGAUGAUUUUGUGUUAUUAGAUUCAAAUGACAUUAAGGAAAAAUUUUCAUCUCAUAAGAGGAAGCGGGAUUCUAUGUGGGGAAUGCUUAAUUGGGUUAUCGAGAUUGCGAAGGAUCCAUGUGAUCCGGUGGUUGGUUCAUUACCAGAGAGGUCUAAGUGGAAGUCUUAUGGGAGUGAGGAACUUUGGAAGCAGGUUUUAUUGUUUCGGGAAGCUGUCUUUCGCAGAAAGGAUGAUCAUUCAAGUGUUGACCAGUCCAUUUGGCUGAAAAAUCAGAAGAUGCAUCCGUGCAUGUAUGAAGAUCACACUAAAUUUGGGUACAAUCUCAGAGAGAGGUUGAGUUGCACGAAGAAGCUCCUUUUUGGGAAAAUGGCGUCCAAGGGACAGGAUUGGUCACAGUCAUCCUCCUCAGGGAAUCAUAGUGAUUUGGACAGUUCUAUGGUGGGGAUUGACAAACAGUUGCAUGGAACUCGUGACUCUGCAACUCCUGGCUCAGUGUUCAACCAUGAUGUUGGCAUUCAAGUUCCUAUUGGGCCAUAUUUUCAAGUUGAGGUACCGGGCUGGACAGGGGUAGCUUCAGAAAGCGAUGCAAAAUGGUUGGGGACUCGUGUUUGGCCAUUGGAAAAAAAGGAAAACAGGUUUCUGAUUGAAAGGGAUCGGAUUGGAAAGGGAAGACAAGAUUCCUGUGGUUGCCAUGUUCAAGAUUCUCUGGAAUGUGUAAAAUUUCAUGUUGCUGAGAAAAGAUUGAAAGUGAAGCGUGAGCUGGGUUCAGCUUUCAACCAGUGGAAAUUCGAUAAGAUGGGUGAAGAUGUUGCUUUUUCUUGGAAGGAGGAAGAACAGAAGAUGUUUUCGUCUAUAGUCAAGUCAAAUCCUCCAUCACUAGAAAAAUGUUUCUGGGAUGAGAUCUACAAGUAUUUUCCUAACAAAAGUAGGGAAGAACUUGUUUGCUAUUAUUACAAUGUCUUUCUUUUGCAGCGUAGAGCAUACCAGAAUAGGAUCACUCCGAGCAACAUUAACAGCGACGAUGAGGAACCAGAAGCAGAAACAGUUUCUAAAGGCUUUAGGAAUGAAGCAGUUAAGUCCUACACCUCCAUCUUAAUUUCCCCAAAGAAGUCGCAAAAAAAGUCAAGAUACUCUUCCUCAAUUAAAUACUGAACUCUUUGACAAAAGAUGUAAAGGCUUGGGUUAGCUGUGUCGAGUUUUCAAUUAAAAGAGAUAUUCCUCUUGGUGUAACUCUGACAAGUGAAAAUUUUAGUGGUCAACGAUUUUGUUUUAAGGGGGGAAGAAUUGAUCACAUGCCUCUAGUCUCAAGCAGCAUGGGUGCUCUUGAAGUCUUUUUGGUUCAUGCUUUUCAGUUUUUGAGGUAUAUUCAUGUCCAUUUAUCAUAACUAUUAGUAACAUCAAAUACAGGUAUUUUAUCAUCCUUUUCUUCA